AUGCUGCUUGGCCAGAUAGUAGCCAUCAGCUUUGCCACAAACCUCUUCUUACUCACCUUGCUUCUAAGCCCACCUACACCUGCUCCGUCGUCGUCAUCCGGAGUACGUCGGCCAACAUGGCUAGGUCCUUGGCUACUGAACCUCUUUGCCAUAUUUGCAACAGCGUAUCCGGCGAUGCAACUGGCCGAUGAACAUUACUGGCACCAUCCCACGCACUUUAUGCCGGUGCUUAUGGCUCCGCACGUCGCCCUGAUGAUCUUGCCCAUUAUCCGCGCCAUUGUGCCAGCUGGGUACUUCAACGACGAUCCUCAAUCUACCGAUAAGAUCUACAAUUUUAUGUGGGCAUUGGUUCUGGGAAACGCCGGACUAAUGCUUGCAUGGACAACUGCAAGAGCAUAUGCCUACGCCGGCUUCGUGGGAAUCCAGAGUGCUCUGCUGGAACACCCAGCGGUAAGCAGUGUAGGGUUCGACGUAAUCUUCUGCUGGAUCACUUGGACCUGCUGGUAUUUGACACAACCAAAAUCUGGUGAUCAACGCGUAGGGCGAAUGAACGGGGUGAAGAGCGCGCGUGCUGACGAUGGACCGGACACUGCUCUAGGUGCCAGUGGGUAUGACGGAGGAGUAAGACGUCGCUAG
Alternaria postmessia is the source of this 636-nucleotide messenger RNA. RefSeq lists its product as uncharacterized. The record is from RefSeq and is a predicted model, not a curated record. Bases 1 to 636 code for a protein of 211 amino acids. NCBI's taxonomy places the organism in Eukaryota, Fungi, Ascomycota, Dothideomycetes, Pleosporales, Pleosporaceae. The transcript has a single exon.